UUCCCUGACCAGGGAACAAACCUGGGGCCCUGGCAAUGAGAGCACUGACUCCUAACCACUGGACCACCAGGGAAUUCCCCAAAGACAAUUUUUUUAAGUUUCAGUGUUUUUAAGGGUGUAUAAUAAUGCAGAAAAGGGGUUCAGUGUAAUAUAGGCCCUAAUAAGAUUUCCACAAAUUCUGACUUACCUACUCUGCUAUCUUAUAUAAUAGCUCCUCUUAAAAAAAAAAUAGCACUUUUCUCAAUAGGAUUUUUCUAAGAAAGCCCUUUAGCAGAAAUCCCAGAAAGGACUGCUCUAGCAGUUGAAUCCUCCAGUGUUUUGGCAAAGUUUAUCUUUUAAUACUCUAUAUCAUUGUGACUAUAAAAGAAUAAUUUGGUGUUUUCAAAAUUGUUCCAUAUAAUUUUAAAUUAAAAAACAUAGGCAGCUUACUGAAGUCCCAUAGGCUGUCUCCAUUGGGUUUCUGUGGUUUAGGAGACCCCACCAGGCCAGUGCAUGCUGGUACGUCAUACUGAUGAGCAGCCAGCUAUCCAUGGCAAGAAUUGACCACCUCGUGGGAUCUAAAAUUUAAAGGGGGAAAACUGGCAGCCAGAGAGGCAGAUUCCAUUCCAUGACGUGAGAUUCCCACCACCUGUAGGUUAUAAUAAAGAUAUAAAUGAAAGCGAUGAAGUUGAGGUUUAUUCCAGAGCAAAUGAAAAAGAGCCUUGCUGUUGGUGGUUAGCUAAAGUGAGGAUGAUAAAGGGUGAGUUUUACGUGAUAGAAUAUGCAGCAUGUGAUGCUACAUACAAUGAAAUUGUCACAAUUGAACGUUUACGGUCGGUUAAUCCCAACAAACCUGCCACAAAAGAUACUUUUCAUAAAAUCAAACUGGAUGUGCCAGAAGACUUACGACAAAUGUGUGCCAAAGAAUCGGCACAUAAGGACUUUAAAAAGGCAGUUGGUGCCUUUUCUGUAACUUAUGAUCCAGAAAAUUAUCAGCUUGUCAUUUUGUCCAUCAAUGAAGUCACCUCAAAGCGAGCACACAUGCUGAUUGACAUGCACUUUCGGAGUCUGCGCACUAAGCUGUCUCUGAUACUGAGAAAUGAAGAAGCCAGUAAGCAGCUAGAGAGUUCAAGGCAACUUGCCUCAAGGUUUCAUGAACAGUUUAUCGUACGAGAAGAUCUGAUGGGUCUAGCUAUUGGUACUCAUGGUGCUAAUAUUCAGCAAGCUAGAAAGGUACCUGGGGUCACUGCCAUCGAUCUAGAUGAAGAUACCUGCACAUUUCAUAUUUAUGGGGAGGAUCAGGAUGCAGUAAAAAAGGCUCGAAGCUUUCUUGAGUUUGCUGAAGAUGUCAUACAAGUUCCAAGGAACUUAGUAGGCAAAGUAAUAGGAAAAAAUGGAAAACUGAUUCAGGAGAUUGUGGACAAGUCAGGAGUUGUGAGGGUGAGAAUUGAGGCUGAAAAUGAGAAAAAUGUUCCACAAGAAGAGGAAAUUAUGCCACCAAAUUCCCUACCUUCCAGUAACUCAAGGGUUGGACCUACUCCCUCUGAAGAAAAAAAACAUAUAGAUUUAAAGGAAAACAGCACACAUUUUUCUCAGCCUAACAGCACAAAAGUCCAGAGGGUGUUAGUGGUUUCAUCAAUUGUAGCAGGGGAAUCCCAGAAACCUGAACUCAAGGCUUGGCAGGGUAUGGUACCAUUUGUUUUUGUGGGAACAAAAGACAGCAUCGCUAAUGCCACUGUUCUUUUGGAUUAUCACCUGAACUAUUUAAAGGAAGUAGACCAGUUGCGUUUGGAGAGAUUACAAAUUGAUGAACAGUUGCGACAGAUUGGAGCUAGUUCUAGACCACCACCAAAUCGUACAGAUAAGGAAAAAGGCUAUGUGACUGAUGAUGGUCAAGGAAUGGGUCGAGGUAGUAGACCUUACAGAAAUAGGGGGCACGGCAGACGCGGUCCUGGAUAUACUUCAGGAACUAAUUCUGAAGCAUCAAAUGCUUCUGAAACAGAAUCUGACCACAGAGACGAACUCAGUGAUUGGUCAUUAGCUCCAACAGAGGAAGAGAGGGAGAACUUCCUGCGCAGAGGAGACGGGCGACGGCGUGGAGGUGGAGGAAGAGGACAGGGAGGAAGAGGACGUGGAGGCGGCUUCAAAGGAAACGAUGAUCACUCCCGAACAGAUAACCGUCCACGUAAUCCAAGAGAGGCUAAAGGAAGGACAGCAGAUGGAUCCCUCCAGAUCAGAGUUGACUGCAAUAAUGAAAGGAGUGUCCACACUAAAACAUUACAGAAUACCUCCAGUGAAGGGACUCGGCUGCGCACGGGUAAAGAUCGUAACCAGAAGAAGGAAAAGCCAGACAGCGUGGACGGUCAGCAACCGCUUGUGAAUGGAGUACCCUAAAUGGCAGAAUUCUGGAGUUAUAUUCCCUAUACCAUUUCCGUAAUUCUUAUUCCAUAUUAGAAACUUUGUUAGGCCAAAGACAAAUAGUAGGCAAGGUGGCACAGGGCAUGAAAUGAACACCAGUUCUGUUAAGAAUUUUAUUUUUUUUUCAUAUUGGCCAUAAGCAACAAUUUUCAAAUUUGCACAAAAAGAGAUCUGAAAAUUUUGAAACAUUACUUUUAAAUAAGUAUACUGAGCACUUCAGGACAUGAUUUUUGUUUGGUUUAUUUUUUAAAUACCAAGCAGUGGUAUUCUUUGUUACUUUGGACCGUUACCCUGCGUUGAGUGAUAACUCACUGGUACAUUUCAGUUUUUUUGAAUACGGUAGUCAUGUUAGACUAAGGUAAUCUGUUUUCAGUCUCAUACAGAAGUCCAAUGGCAUUUCAUGUCCUGUGUCAGUUUAUGUUUUGGUCCACUUUUCCAGUAUUUUAGUGGACCCUGAGAUGUGUGUGAUGUGACGUUUGUCAUUUUCAUUAGCAAAAAAAAUAAAAAAGUUGUAUGAUCUGUGCCUUUUUUAUAUCUUGGCAGGUAGGAAUAUUAUAUUUGGAUGCAGAGUUCAGGGAAGAUAAGUUGGAAACACUAAAUGUUAAAAGAUGUAGCAAACCCUGUCAAACAUUAGUACUUUAUAGAAGAAUGCAUGCUUUCCAUAUUUUUUUUUCUUACAUAAACAUCAGGUUAGGCAGUAUAAAGAAUAGGACUUGUUUUUGUUUUUGUUUUGUUGCACUGAAGUUUGACAAAUAGUGUUAUUGAGAGGGAUGUGUAAUUUUUCUAUAUAGACAGGAGAAGAAAUAACUGUCUUUUCAUUUGAGAGAGGCUAAAAUGUUUUCAGCUAGGAACAAAUCUUCCUGGUCGAAAGUUAGUAGGAUAUGCCUGCUCUUUGGCCUGAUGACCAGUUUUAACUUAGAGCUCUUUUUAUUUUGUCCUCCCCAAGUUUUGUGAAGUUUUUCAUAUUUUAAUUUCGAGCUUAUCUGGGGGAGAUAGGAAGGUCAUUUCCACGUGUGCAGAAUAAUCCUGUGAAGUACAGGUGCUUUGUCUGAGAAACAUUGGGAGCAGGUUCAGUGUUUUGUAAACUUUGAAAUAUUAGGUCUAAUGUAUAAGCAGAAUUGGAAAGCAGACUAGGAUUGGUUAACAAAGGAUGCUUUUUUCUUUAGUUUUUUUUCUUUAGUUUUUUGACGUGCUGGAUUUUGGUUUUGAGUCUUUUUUUUUUUUUUUUUUUUUUUUUUAGUUAGUGAAAUUUACUGAGGAGAAAUAUGUGAAGGACCUUCACUCUAAGAUGUUAUAUUUUUCUUAAAAAAUAACUCCAGGUAGGGGUACCACUGAAUCUGUACAGAGCCGUACAAACCGAAGUUCUGCCUCUGAUGUGUUUUGUGAGUUUGUUUUUGAAUUUUCAUUUUACGGUUACUUUUCCUUGCAUACAAAUAAGCAUAUAAAAAUGGCAACAAACUGCACAUGAUUUCAAGAAUAUUAAAAAGUCUUUUAAAAGUAUUGCCAAACAUUAAUGUUGAUUUCUAGUUAUUUAUUCUGGGAAUGUAUAGUAUUUGAAAACAGAAAUUGGUACCUUGCACACAUCAUCUGUAAGCUGUUUGGUUUAAAAUACUGUAGAUAAUUAACCAAGGUAGAAUGACCUUGUAAUGUAACUGCUCUUGGGCAAUAUUCUCUGUACAUAUUAGCGACAACAGAUUGGAUUUUAUGUUGACAUUUGUUUGGUUAUAGUGCAAUAUAUUUUGUAUGCAAGCAGUUUCAAUAAAGUUUGAUCUUCCUCUGCUAAAUUGACGUUGAUGCAAUCCUUACAAAUGAUUGCUUUUAAAAUUUUAAGAUAGGAAAAGAAGUCUAUAGAAAGCUUUCUGUUACAAAAUGUAACUUACCAUUGGAAAUUUCACGUCAUAGGAAGUUAGCGGUUAUCUACCAACUUUCAAGAACUUGCUCUUGUUUAAUAAGGUGAAAAAAAAAUCAACAAAAUGGUACAAAAGCACAUUGUGCCAUUACAAUAUGCACUAAGUCUCUUUUUUACAAAGGCUGAAUUCAGCAAGGCGCUAACUUGCUUAAAUGUGAAUUACUAACUUCUAAAACUGUAAUUUGAGUCACAUGUUUUCACAUGGAGUUGGAGUUGAUUCCUAUUACAAUAUUUGUGUGCUAAACGUGUAUGUUUUUCAGUUCAAAGUCAUGUUUUUAAAAUCUUAUUAAAGUUUCAAAAAUCUGAAGAUUGUUUAUCUAGAUGUAAAUUUUUAUUAAAAAGUUGCACUUAUGAAAAAGCAAAAAAUUAG
Molecule: messenger RNA, 4676 nt
Organism: Hippopotamus amphibius kiboko
Lineage: Eukaryota; Metazoa; Chordata; Mammalia; Artiodactyla; Hippopotamidae
Gene: FMR1
Product: fragile X messenger ribonucleoprotein 1
Exons: 16
Coding region: 730-2373 (547 amino acids)
Biological process (GO): central nervous system development; regulation of dendrite morphogenesis; regulation of alternative mRNA splicing, via spliceosome
Cellular component (GO): presynapse; postsynaptic density; axon
Molecular function (GO): translation regulator activity; protein homodimerization activity; mRNA 3'-UTR binding
Source: RefSeq, a predicted model, not a curated record